CAGCGCAUCGUGCGAAAUUCCCUAUAUCAAACCGCAUAGUCGGACCUCAGCCAACGACCAACUACGACACAUUAUGGCUGCACCAUUAUUGAGAUAUCUCUGGCCGUCGCUUGCGAGGCGGCCAGUUGCGAUACUGACGUCUCUCCCUAAACUCCCCGUGCGCUCAUUCUCGACCACACCCUCACCGAAUGCGACCCUGAACCAAGUUCUUCGAGGAUGCCGUAAACCCCAACGAGCCCGCCACGCCGUCUCCCCAGCUCUAUCAUCGACGAAUUGCCCGCAGCAAAAAGGCGUAUGUCUCAAAGUCGGUAUCACGCGUCCGAAGAAGCCCAAUUCAGGCGAGCGAAAAACUGCUCGUGUGCGUCUCUCAAGUGGCCGUUUGAUUACUGCAUAUAUCCCCGGGGAGGGUCACAACAUUCAACAGCAUUCCGUCGUUCUUGUCCGUGGUGGUCGAAGUCAGGAUUGUCCCGGUGUGCGGUACCAUUUGGUUCGGGGGGCUUUAGAUUUGGCUGGUGUCGCCAAUCGUAAGUCAAGUCGAAGUAAAUACGGAACGAAGAAGCCAAAGAAGGCAUCAGUUGGCACAUAGAAUAAGACGGGGGUAUAUUAUCACGAAGUUAUAUGCGGCUGGUCUUGCAAGAUCUUGAGGUAUACAACCCGGGAUUCUAGGCAUGAAUUGUACUCUUACAUGAUGGGA
This is a messenger RNA of Hypoxylon trugodes, 694 nucleotides long. RefSeq names its product ribosomal protein S12. Gene Ontology annotation, biological process: translation. The record is from RefSeq and is a predicted model, not a curated record. The coding region runs from base 74 to 586 and encodes 170 amino acids. The transcript has 3 exons. Gene Ontology annotation, molecular function: structural constituent of ribosome. NCBI's taxonomy places the organism in Eukaryota, Fungi, Ascomycota, Sordariomycetes, Xylariales, Hypoxylaceae. Gene Ontology annotation, cellular component: small ribosomal subunit; ribosome.